This is a messenger RNA of Staurois parvus, 325 nucleotides long. Lineage: Eukaryota; Metazoa; Chordata; Amphibia; Anura; Ranidae. The record is from the annotation of a GenBank genome assembly.
AUUUUGCAUUUCUGGGAGAGGUCUAUAUGUAAACAAUACAGAUCUCUCCCAUCAGCUCCUGCGCAUUGCUUUGUACUGCUCUGCAUAGCAGAGCAAUACAGAGCAAUAUGCUUAGACAGUGAAGCACACACACAGCGCAUCGUAAAACAGCACACAGUUAACCCUUUGAUCACCCCAGAUGUUAACCCCUUCCUGCCCAGUAUCAUUAGUACAGUGUCAGUGCUUUUUAUUAGCACUGAUCACUGUAUUAGUGUCACUGGGGGUGUCAGUGACAGUUAGUCAGUUCCCCCCCAGUGUCAGAAUGCCCGCUGCAGUCCAGCUAUAA